Molecule: messenger RNA, 682 nt
Organism: Westerdykella ornata
Lineage: Eukaryota; Fungi; Ascomycota; Dothideomycetes; Pleosporales; Sporormiaceae
Product: mitochondrial ribosomal protein-like protein L14
Exons: 3
Coding region: 147-548 (133 amino acids)
Biological process (GO): translation
Cellular component (GO): ribosome; mitochondrial large ribosomal subunit
Molecular function (GO): large ribosomal subunit rRNA binding; structural constituent of ribosome
Source: RefSeq, a predicted model, not a curated record
CUGGAAACGACUUCAACGACAGUCAAAGUUGAUAGUUUAUAUUCACAGCAUCACCGCAACCUUCGCAAGCAGGCACACACACGCACAGGCCGCGCCAGGAGAGAGUUGGGAUUCUGGAGGGGCAGGAGACACAGUAAUAGCAAAAAAUGAUUCAAUUGAAGUCCCUCAUCAAUUGCAUCGACAACUCGGGCGCCGCCAUAGUCGAGUGCAUCAACGUGUUGCGGUCCAAGCGCCCUGCCAAAGUCGGCGAUCGCAUAGUAGUCGUCGUCCAGAAGCAGCGGAACUUUGGGCCCGAGACGGGAAACACCGUGUCGGUCAGCGCAGCAAACAAGGUCCGACGAGGCGAUAUAAGACAUGCCGUGGUGGUGCGCACGGCGAAGAAGUGGCAGCGACCCGACGGGAGCGUGGUCAAGUUCGACGACAAUGCCUGUGUAUUGAUCAACAAGGCCGGCGAGCCCAUUGGCACAAGAGUCAGCGGCGUGGUUGCUGCCGAGCUGAAGAAGAAGCAGUGGUCCAAGAUUCUCUCAUUGGCCCCGAUGCACGUAUAAGCGGCAUUCACGUAUUGCAUAGGGCGGAGUUCUAGGGACACAGGCGGCGGGCAAGACGCAGUCGGUUGAGAUGUUUUGCUCUAUAACCCAUUUGUACAUUAUUUCAGGGUAUCAAUACCAUUCCAAGACACCGA